CCUUUUUAUGCGUAUGAAUGGAACGCAGUAUACUUAAGCAGUUCAUUUAAGGAUUGCCUUUUUUAAAGAAAAAACAUUUUAAAGUAAACCAAAAUGUUAUUAAAAGUUAUUCCAAUAUACUUUUUUGUUAUAGCCAGUGUUGUACCGACGAACUUGGCAGCAAGAACGUCACGACUGAUGACACGGGUUGAUGCCCUGGACAAAAAACUUGCUCUUCUGGAAGACAAAGUGCGACAAGAAUCGGAAUACCACCGAGAGGAUAUGUUUGACAUACAAACACAGUUUGAUGAAAUUAAAGCUGGGAAUGCAAGUGGAAUGAAACCUAUUGAGGCCGAUUUGAUGGACAAGGCAGGGGAGGAACUUACGGAAUCUGAUGUUGUUGCUCUGCUUAAAGAGGUUUUAGGUUGGCAGGUAGCUGUCGCUAAAGCAUUUCAAUCUGAAAAGAAAUUAAAUGGGGAACUGAGAAAUGAAAUUGAUAUACUCCAUCAGAAUCUGGAAAAUGUAAAAACUUCAGUGGAACUAUUAGUUGAUGCAAAUAAAGAAAUUCAAACGGAAUUGACAGAGCAGACAGACGUUAUGAAAAAUGAAAUCGAUGUUCUAAAACACUCAAUAAAAUCUACCGUCGACGUACAGAAAUCAGUCGUACAAAAUAACCUGACUAAUGUGCAAAAAACGCUUAAAGAGUUAGAAGACAAUAUGGUGAAAGCAGGAGAACUGUACAACGAGUUGAACGAAACAGUUCUUGACAACAAACGGUAUUUAGAAUAUCUUAUUGAAACUGACUUUAAGAGUAAAAAGAAAGAGAACAAAACCGAAGUUAAGAAACUAAAAUCGUGUAACGAAGCUUUGGCGAGUGGAGUUUCAACAAUAUACCCAUCAUCGUUUCCAAAUGGCAUUCCUGUGUACUGCGAAAAGAUGGCUGACACUGAGAAGUCCUAUCUGGUAUUUCAUCGCAGGCAAGAUGGAUCAGUCAAUUUUCAACGGAACUACUCAGAUUUCGUAUCAGGAUUUGGUGAACGAGAUGGGGAGUUUUGGCUUGGGUUGGAAACACUCCACAAACUGACAACAAGUGAGGAUUAUAGCUUAAGAGUGAAUCUUAUGGACUUCGAAGGAAACAAGGCUUAUGCGGAGUAUUCAACCUUCAACAUCGGUUCGGAAGAUUCCGGAUACAAACUGUCACUUGGAAAGUAUUCCGGUACAGCAGGAAACUCAAUGGAUGACAACAACGGAAGUCCAUUCACCGGUCCAGAUAACGCGAGCAAGCGCUGUGCAAAUUGGGGGUCUAGCUGGUGGUUUAAUAGCUGUUCGUACUCCAAUCUCAAUGGUUACUAUUUUCAUGAUCCCCAAAAGGCUCCUCCAAACCUUUCCAUUUGGCAAGGUGUUCGCUGGGAUGGCUUUAAGUCAUGGCGAUAUUCACUAAAAUUUGCUGAGAUGAAAAUUCGUUUGAAAUAGCAAAAGCAAGUUAAUACUAAUAAUUGAAAUGUGUGGAAAACUGUUAUGUAUGAGCAUACUGUUACGUUUAAAGUGACACUCUUAUUCAAAAUCAAUACAUACGCAUGUUAAACAAAGAUACAUUUUGACAAACCUUUAACUACUAGCUAAAUAAUGCAUUUAUGGAAAAUAUUACAUACUGAUAACAAGAUUUUAACGGUGUAUUUAACAGCUUAAAACUCAAAAAUAUUAAAUGAUAGAUGAAUGCUAAAAAAUUUACUUUGAUCUACUAUUGUCUCAUAAGGUCGACAUACCAUGUUUUUUUCUGCACGUACGUUUCUUUCAAAUUAAACUCGGUAUCCUUCACAAGAAUCAUUGAUUUCGACAUGUAUUCAUCUUUUUUGGUAUAUCAAACCAUUUGUAUUAAUUGUGGUUAAUUUUAUUUGGGAGUAAGAAUACAUCUUUAAUGUG
Mya arenaria is the source of this 1902-nucleotide messenger RNA. RefSeq names its product fibrinogen C domain-containing protein 1-like. Lineage: Eukaryota; Metazoa; Mollusca; Bivalvia; Myida; Myidae. The transcript has a single exon. The coding region runs from base 94 to 1452 and encodes 452 amino acids. The record is from RefSeq and is a predicted model, not a curated record.